AUGGCUGAACGAUACAUCCCGGAGCAUCGCCGGACGCAGUUCAAGGCAAAGAACACCUUCAAGCCCGAAGAGCUUCGCCGCCGCCGCGAGGAACAACAAGUUGAGAUUCGCAAGGCGAAGCGCGAGGAGAACCUGGCAAAGCGUCGUGGCAUUGGGUCCGGUGAGAACCGCCCUGGUGCUGCUCUUGGAGCUGCUCCCGACAGUGAUGACGAGUCCGCUCCUACCGAGUCUCAGUUGAAUGAGGAUCUUCCUCAGAUGGUUAGCGGAGUCUUCUCUGACCAGAUUGACCAACAAAUUCAAGCCACUACCAAGUUCAGAAAGUUGCUCUCAAAGGAGCGAAAUCCUCCCAUCGAAGAAGUUAUCAAGACCGGUGUCGUCAGCCGAUUCGUCGAGUUCCUCAAGUCCCCCCACACCCUUGUGCAGUUCGAGGCUGCUUGGGCCCUCACAAACAUUGCCUCCGGCUCUGCAACCCAAACGCAGGUCGUUAUCGAGGCUGGAGCUGUCCCCAUCUUCGUCGAGCUCCUUUCUAGUCCUGAGCCUGAUGUCAGGGAACAGGCUGUCUGGGCUCUCGGCAACAUUGCUGGUGACAGCCCCAGCUGCCGUGACUAUGUCCUCGGCUGCAAUGCCCUGAAGCCUCUGCUCAACCUGCUUGGCGACAGCCGCAAACUUAGCAUGCUCCGCAACGCAACCUGGACCCUCAGCAACUUCUGCCGUGGCAAGACCCCCCAGCCCGACUGGAACACAAUUGCUCCUGCCCUUCCUGUGCUGUCAAAGCUCGUCUACUCUCUCGACGAUGAGGUUCUGAUUGAUGCUUGCUGGGCUAUUUCAUACCUCUCCGAUGGCUCCAACGACAAGAUCCAGGCCGUUAUCGAGGCUGGCAUUCCUCGACGCCUGACCGAACUUUUGAUGCACGCUUCCACCUCUGUCCAGACUCCUGCUCUUCGCUCUGUUGGUAACAUCGUCACCGGCGAUGAUGUCCAGACUCAGCUCAUCAUUAACUGCGGUGCCCUGCCCUGCCUGCUCUCCCUCCUUAGCUCCACUAAGGAUGGCAUCCGCAAGGAGGCAUGCUGGACCAUCUCCAACAUCACUGCCGGCAACUCAUCCCAGAUCCAGGCUGUCAUUGACGCCAACUUGAUCCCUCCUCUGAUCCACCUCCUUCAGAAUGGUGACCUCAAGACUCGAAAGGAGGCUUGCUGGGCCAUCAGCAACGCCACCUCUGGCGGUCUUCAGAAGCCUGAGCAGAUCCGCUACCUGGUUGCCCAGGGCUGUAUCAAGCCUCUGUGCGAUCUCCUUGUGUGCCCUGACAACAAGAUUAUCCAGGUCGCUCUGGAUGGCCUCGAGAACAUUCUCAAGAUCGGUGACCUCGACAAGCAGGCUGCUGGUGAGGGUGCCGAGUCCGUCAACCGCUUCGCUCUGUUCAUCGAGGAGUGCGGUGGCAUGGAGAAGAUUCAUGACUGCCAGAACAACGCCAACGAGGAGAUCUACAUGAAGUCUUACAACAUCUUCGAGAAGUACUUCUCUGAUGAGGAGGAGAACGCCGACGAGGGAAUGGCACAGCCCACUGGCCCCAACGGCACCUUUGGCUUUGGUGCCAAUGGGCCCGCACAGUCUGGCGGCUUCAACUUCGCCAACGGUGGCGACUCGAUGGACAUGUAA
Molecule: messenger RNA, 1656 nt
Organism: Clonostachys rhizophaga
Lineage: Eukaryota; Fungi; Ascomycota; Sordariomycetes; Hypocreales; Bionectriaceae
Source: the annotation of a GenBank genome assembly